AUGCCAGCACCACAAUUCAUUGUGUCGCUUCUGCCCAGACAGCUGGACGAUUACGUUCAUCGAAUUGGGCGCACCGGGCGUGCCGGUCGCAAGGCUCAUAAGAUUGGGGAAGCGGCAAGCGCAGAGCUGCGGAUGUUUUCGGCUUUGGGGCUUGGUUUGACCUUUGAGCAUGGCGAUGAAGCUUCAUCCUCGGCACUCUCCGAUCGUCCCCUUGACCAACUUCUAGACUUAGAACAGGGUGGAGUUCUGGACAUUGCAUACAGUACCACAGGCCCGAAUGCCUCCACUAUCGGCGAGCCUUGGCCUGGUACGGCCGUGGCUUUCGUGAACGAAAGGUGCGCAUACCUCCACGACCUGUACGACAUUUUGAUCGAGGCCAAGCAGGACACUCCCAUCUGGUUCGAGGAGAUGGUGAGGCUAGUGGGAGCUGCAUUCCAAAAGUCCGCACGGAAUCCUAAGCCCUCUGCAGAGCCGGCUGAACGGCUGAACAACUCGUUCACUAGGUCCGGUGUGCAUCCUACCGAUCAUGGCUUAUUGUGCGUACAGUGCCCGUGCUACUACGACAUGUACUGCAAGCCGGCACUGGAUUGA
This is a messenger RNA of Symbiodinium sp. CCMP2592, 591 nucleotides long. The record is from the annotation of a GenBank genome assembly. NCBI's taxonomy places the organism in Eukaryota, Dinophyceae, Suessiales, Symbiodiniaceae.